AUGAGAGCAGCCAGGGUUCUUGAGAGUUUAGGGAAAUCGGUUAACACCAGCAAGCAAAUAGGACAUGUUUCAGGAAUUGAAGUUGGUGAUGAAUUCCUUUGGAGGGGUGAGUUGAGUAUUGUUGGGCUUCACCAUGGUUUUCAGAGAGGGAUUGACUGUAUGAAAUUGAUUAACGAUAAAAUCAUGGCUACCAGCAUUGUUGAUUCUGGUCGAUAUGAGAAUGCUGUGGGGAUUACUUCUGACAAGUUGAUUUACUGUGGCGAAGGUGAAAAUCCUGACAUUGGUGGGCGUAAGAAACCAAAUGAUCAAAAGCUUGUAGGUGGAAACCUUGCAUUGAAGAACAGUAUGGAUGAUAAAAUGCCUGUCAGGGUGAUUCAUAGGGUGAUUCGUAGGUUUAACAAUAAUUACUGUGGCUACAAAUUUGUUUAUGACGGAUUGUACCGUGUGACUGAGUUUUGGAAAGAAAAAGGGAAAUUUGCAUCUAGCAAUGGAAGGAGAAAGACAGACCUUGUUACUGCAGGCAAUAGUUUUGGUGAAGUUCGCAACGGUCUAAUGGACAUUGCAACAUAA
Messenger RNA from Durio zibethinus, 570 nucleotides. NCBI's taxonomy places the organism in Eukaryota, Viridiplantae, Streptophyta, Magnoliopsida, Malvales, Malvaceae. The record is from RefSeq and is a predicted model, not a curated record.